This is a messenger RNA of Trichogramma pretiosum, 1149 nucleotides long. RefSeq names its product nucleoporin GLE1. The transcript is spliced from 4 exons. The record is from RefSeq and is a predicted model, not a curated record. Bases 387 to 1040 code for a protein of 217 amino acids. Lineage: Eukaryota; Metazoa; Arthropoda; Insecta; Hymenoptera; Trichogrammatidae.
CGAGACACAUGCGCGCAGGGGGACUGACUCGCGCGACAGUGAUAUCAAGCUCGCGAUCGUCGAGGUUAUUGCCUGCCGCUUGGCUGGCGUGUCUUCUUAUUGAUAAAGUACGCACGUAAAAUAUACGUAGAGUCCCGAUUUCUCGUACGGGGGUUAAAUAUUUUGGAUUCAUGUGUCGUUUUAAACUGCUGCAGCUCCGGAUGCUGAUGUCUCGAUCGACCUGCGGAUGAAGCUCGCCAAGUGCAGAGACUCGGCAACACAACGCGACAGAGACUGAUGGAUAAUCAUCGAUAACGAUAUCUAGCAUAAAGAGAGAGGGGGAGAUUGCGAGCGAGAGAGAGAGACAGAGCGAGAGGAGGGGCGGAUUUGAGAACUGCUUCGGUGAAAUGGAGGAUAGCGGCAUCGACAGCGACCCCAAGAUUACGGCCCACAUGGACGAUGAUAACGCUUACGCGGCGGGCGAUAGCAGCAGUAUCAGCAGUGAUGACGAUCAUCCACAUCAUCACCACGCGGCGGCGCUCCGACCCGUGGGUCCGUUACAGCAAAAGUUCACCACUAAGCAGCUGCAGAGAAAACUUGAGGCGAGGAUCGAGCAAGCCAAGAGGAUACAGCGCAAUUCCAAGUACACGAAGCUGCCGGAUCAAGAGCCCAUGGACGCGCAUCAAAGCUCGAGCCAAGCCGAGCCGAGCGGCUCGCAGCUCAUACCGAUCAAAAAACUGCCGAUACCGAUGAAGAAGAAGAAGCACAAUGCCCUGGUCGAGAUCUGGCACUCGGACAGCGAUAGCGAGGACGAAUUAUUCCCGAUGACGAAGAAAAAGGCCAGGCCCAAAGCCGAGAAGAAGCUGAUACAGCCACAACAGCAGCAGCAGCAGCAGCAACAGCAGCAGCAGCACAGCAUGAUCGACGCUUUCAGCAUCGAAGAGAUGAGUGAGGACGACGGAAGCGAGGAUUCGCUGCAUCUGGGCUCCGACUCGGAGCUGCACCACAGGCGCGACGGCUACUUCGGUGACUGCUUGGCCUGCAACUGCCGUGUCAUGUAAAAGCUCCUUUUUUUCUCCCGCCAAAGAUUCUUCUACACUGAAAUAAUACAGAGUCGCCAAUCGUGAAAAAAAGGAGUAAAAUAAAAAGCACCUGUACAUAGUUUCUUAU